CCCCCCCCCUGCCCCCCCCACCAGCCUCCUCUCGGCUUGAUGGUGUAGCCAUGAGCUUGCCACCUCAGGCGAAGCCCAACGCAAAGAGGACCGGCAAGCGCAUCACUUUCUUCGACGAACAAGCCAUGCCCAUGAAGGAGUCACUGCAGCAGCACGGCGGUGGGGGGGGCUGCUUUGGCAUGCGGGCCCCGGGGUCCGAGCCGCCACGCGGCGACAUAGUCUUUGGCCCCGACAAGAAUGAACAAGCACGGGCUCACUUCCAGCACGGCGUGCCUGUCAAGUGGCCCGAGCAAGACCCUGGCUGGCCUCAGGGCAUCCCCCGCACCUGGGGGCAGGGCAUGGGCCCGUACAUGGGCGUGAGCGAUCCAGUGGGCCAGGUCACCUACGCCAAGCCAGCCCACGAAGCAGGAACCAUGCAGGUGCCGCGUAGGGCUGCUGAGAAGCAGCCGAACCCGGCUGAGGCGUACCGGGACCCGGCCAAGACCCGAAGCCUAGAGUGGGAGCAGCAGGCGCCUGCCGCCAUGCCGCAGGUCUCCUUCCCUGGCUUCCCGCAGGGCCACAAGCCCGGCGUGCUGCACGGCGCCGCUCACACAGCCCCCAACUCGAACGUGCUGCAGCCCUUCCAGCUAGCGUUCCGCCCUCCGAGGCAGCACCUGACCUCUGGCUACUUUCCGACCCAUGGCGCCAUGUCUAAUGUGAAUUACGGGGUGCACGUCAAAGAGCAGCAGCAGCAGCAGCAGCAGCAGCAACAGCUGCAGCAUCUGAGGCAGCAGCAGCAGCAGCAGAUCCAGCAGCAGCACAUGCAACAGCAGCAGCAGCAGCACAUGCAGCAGCAGCAGCAGCAGCACAUGCAACAGCACAUGCAACAGCAGCAGCAGCAGCAGCAUUUAUUGCAGCAGCAGAACCAGCAGAACUACCUGGACAUGUACCCUAACGCGCACCACACCCAUGCCCACCCGCACCUCCACCAGCAGGCCCCCAAGGCCAUGGAGGCGGUGGGUCACCUGCAGGGGACCACUGUUCCCUUCGGCCCUGUGAAUGUGGAUCCCCGUGCCCAGGGGCCCCUUGCGGACUCUCGACAUCCCUGUGACAUGCCUCAGCUCCAGCUCCGUCGCUCCCGCCGCCUCUCCCGGGAGGGCGAUGUCCCUAGUGUGGUGCUGUGGGGCCAGGAUGCCCCGGAGCAGCCGGGCCCUCGAAACGGGGCCCCGGAUGGCCAGGGGGGCGCCACCGAGCCACAGGGGGCCCCGAUGGGGGUCAUCCAAAGCACGCGCCGGAAGAGGAGGGUGUCCCAAGAGGCCAAUCUAGAAACAUUGGCACAGAAGGCGUCCGAAAUGGAGUCCCUGCCUUCGCAGGUCGUCAAGCAGGAGGAGCACCUGAAAGCCCACGAUGGCCAAGAGUCCGCCGAAGGGGAAGGCCAAGGUGUCAAACGUGCUCGUGAUGACAGCCUGCUGCCACUGGUGAUUCCCGUGUCUGUGCCAGUGCGACAGACUGAGCUAGAACUGUGCUCCGGGUCAGGGCAUGGCCAGACCGGCUGGAGCACCCCCCGGCCGGGGCAGCAGGACCCUACGCAACCGGAGCACAAGGCCUCCGUCAUCGUGACGCGACGCCGCUCGCUGAGGAACUCUCUGUCAGAGAGCUCUGCCCAGGAUGAGGGGGGUAAAGACGACGACGGCAAGUCGGUGCGGUGGAAGCGUCGGCCGCGCCCCGAGCCACUCUUCAUCCCGCCACCCAAGCCCAGCUCGCUGAUCGCGCCGCCGGCCUACCACAACAUCACGUCGUACCAGAGCCACCUGCGCUCGCCGGUGCGGCUGGCCGACAGCACCAUGAUCAUCCCACCGUACACGCCGCCGCCCAUCCUGAGCCCCGUGCGAGAAGGCUCCGGCCUCUACUUCUCCACCAUCCUGUCGUCUGUCGCCGCCAGCAGCCAGGGCCUACCGCCGCCCCCCACGCCCAAGACCUCCACCCGCAGCCUGCUGCGCUCCACCAGUUCAGAUAUAACACCCCCAAUCCUCCCGGUCAUGGGGGAGGCCACUCCUGUCAGCAUUGAGCCGCGGAUAAACAUCGGGCAGCAGUACCAGGCGGACAUACCCACACUGCUGGACCGUUCUGUUGCACAGCAGGACGUGCAUCUGGCCGACCUCGUGUGGCUCCCGGUACCGGAGCUGCAGUCGACACCUUUACUGCAGGAGCGUGUGAAUGACCUCAUGAAUCUGGCUUGCUCCAGUGCUGUGUGUGGGGGUGGGACGAAUCAGGAGCUGGCUAUGCACUGCCUGCACGAGUGCAAAGGAGACGUCCUGAGAGCCAUGGAGCUCCUGCUUCUGAAGAAUCCCAUUUUCUCCAAGACGCACCCGCUGGGAGACUAUCACUACUCAGGGUCAGACCUUUGGACACCAGCAGAAAGAGGCUUCUUCAACAAGGGCAUUACCGCCUAUAAGAAGGACUUCUUUGUGGUCCAGAAGCUGGUGCGCACUAAAACCGUGGCCCAGUGUGUCGAGUUCUACUACAGCUACAAGAAGCAGGUGAAGCUCGGCCGUAAUGGCGUCCUCAUUUACGGGGAGGCGGAGCCCGGUGAGCCCAGGGCCUCGGACGCAGAGGUGGAUGUGAAGACCUCUCAACGGUUUGACCAGUGGAAGGAGGACGACGAGCACCCCAAGACAGAGGGGGCGUGUGAGCCGAAGCGGGAGGCAACUCCGGCCAGGGUGGUGCGAGCGCUGCAGGCCAACACAGGCGAGGAAGAGCGGAAGGAGCCCCCCCAGGUCAGACAGACCCCCCAGCCACCACCGGCUGUCGCCUCACGGCCGAAGAGCGGGGCAGCCCCCCCGGGAAAGGCCCCACUGGACCAGGAGGGCACGUUCCCCUGCAAGAAGUGCGGCAGGGUUUUCUUCAAGGUAAAGAGCCGCAGUGCCCAUAUGAAGAGCCACGCCGAGCAAGAGAAGAAGGCGGCCGCACUGCGCCAGAAGGAGGCUGAGGAGCGGGCGGCGGCCCAGGCGGCGGCCCAGGCGGCAGCAGCAGCAGUGGCGGCGGCGACCCAGCAGAACGGCGCACGGGAUGGCACCGAGGACAGCAGCACCGAGGAGUCGUCGGAGGAGGGCGAGGACAAAGAGGAUGCGGACUGGCACUGAAAUGUCCCCUCACCGCCCUUCCCAUCUGUGGUGUCCAGAGACUCCGUGCCGUGCAGGUUCACAGUCUCCGCCCACUGGCACAGGACUCCGCCCACUGGCACAGGACUCCGCCCACUGGCACAGGACUCCGCCCACUGGCACAGGACUCAGCCUACGCCAACAUGCUUUUGGGGGUCAGCUGUGCUCGUGCAGUUCCACUCUCAUCUGGGGGAAGCAAUUUCAGGAGCUGGAUUUUGGGGAUAGCAGCCAUUAUCAUUGGGGUUAAAAGACACUGGUGCACGCAUGCACACGUAUGUGCGCGUACUCUCUCAGAAUUUGGAGGUAUGUGCAGUGAAACCCCUGACUUGAUCUCAGAUGCAGCAUAAAUAUUAUACUGGAGGCUGGAGUGCCGGUCAGGGAGACCCAGCCAGAUAGUGGAGUGUGUGUGUGUGUGUGUGUGUGUGUGUGUGUGUGUGUGUGUGUGUGCGCGCGUGCGUGCGUGCGUAUACUUACGUGUGCACACGCAUGCCAGUGUCUUCUAAUGUUUUUUAACGAACCAUUGAUACACAAGACUUGGUCAUACGGUAUAUUUUAAAGACCGCAGUGGUAAUACACCUUCGCAGACCUGCCAGAACAAGGUGAGCUGUUUUCGUGUCGAAGUGCUGUGUUUUGGGAUAACUUUGUUUUUUUUUUCCUCACUGUAGAUGCCUUGUAUGUUUUUGAUGCUUUUAUAUUUGCAAGACAAUCCAUUUUUAUUCUGCUCUUUUGUAUUGAAAAAUGUACUUGCUAUUAUUAUUAUUAUUAUUAUUAUUAUUAUUAUUAUUAUUAUUAUUAUUAUUAUAAAUAAUAUUAUUGUUAUAAUUGUUGUAUAUUCUCCAGUGUAAUGAUACUGUUAUUGAAACUGGUGUCUACUUUACAUUCAAGUUCUCUUUUUCAAUGAACUGUUCAAACUUUGAGAAAACUGUGACGCUUGAUCAGAUUUCUCUGGAAAACAGGAAAGAACAAAUGUAUUUCCCAUGUGCAAUACUGUGUAAACAACACAGUCUCCGCCCCUCCUGUUCUCUCCUCGCCUUAAGUCGCUGGAUAACAUUAUUCAAACAAACAAACGCCGCUAACUAAUGCAGAACGAUGCUGACAAUCAAGAAAUCCAAACUGAUUUCUCAGGGUCUGUCGUCUUUUUUUUUUUUUUGUGCAUUUUAGAUGCAAUGUUUACAUCCGGCUUCACCUCUUCUUGUCUUUCUUAUAGCACCAAUAAUGAUGUCUGUAUAUGUGCAUGUGUGUCUCUCUCAGCAAAAUCCUUCUGCUGAAGUUCCCAUCAGCUGCGGGAGGAGGUGUGAUUUUGUAUUUCUGUUUGUUUAAAUACUUUAUUAUGGAUGCGUAAUGAUCAAGAAUCUAACUUCACAAAUGCAAAGCUAAAACGCUACUGUCACUCUGUACAGUCUAAGGGAAUUUUAAAACGAAGGGUUAUAUACAUAAUGUAUGUACAAAUAUAUAAAAAUGAUAUAUCCACAUUUUCUAUAUUAUUUUGAUGAGUUACGAUACACUAAAGGAAAAAAAAGUAUUGCGUGCUUUUGCUAUAGUAACUUAUUUGAUUUCUUAAAAUGGAGUUUUUGAAUAGUGAUGAACAUUUUUGAUUAAAAUUCAUGACUCUUGUAAGUGGAA
Messenger RNA from Paramormyrops kingsleyae, 4763 nucleotides. RefSeq names its product mitotic deacetylase-associated SANT domain protein-like. Gene Ontology annotation, biological process: negative regulation of DNA-templated transcription; regulation of transcription by RNA polymerase II. Lineage: Eukaryota; Metazoa; Chordata; Actinopteri; Osteoglossiformes; Mormyridae. The record is from RefSeq and is a predicted model, not a curated record. Gene Ontology annotation, cellular component: histone deacetylase complex; transcription regulator complex. Gene Ontology annotation, molecular function: transcription corepressor activity.